Biomphalaria glabrata is the source of this 558-nucleotide messenger RNA. Its product is annotated as daf-12-interacting protein 1-like. Lineage: Eukaryota; Metazoa; Mollusca; Gastropoda; Planorbidae. Bases 1 to 558 code for a protein of 185 amino acids. The record is from RefSeq and is a predicted model, not a curated record. The transcript is spliced from 3 exons.
AUGUUGGAUUUAAGAUUUGAUAUGACUCAAGACAGCCAGGACCACAGCACCAGCAGUAACCAAGAGGACUACAGCACCAGCAGUAACCAAGAGGACUACAGCACCAGCAGUAACCAAGAGGACCACAGCACCAGCAGUAACCAAGAGGACCACAGCACCAGCAGUAACCAAGAGGACCACAGCACCAGCAGUAAACAAGAGGACCACAGCACCAGCAGUAACCAAGAGAUCCACAGGUCCAGCAGUAACAAAGAGGACCACAGCACCAGCAGUAACAAAGAGGACCACAGCACCAGCAGUAACCAAGAGGACCACAGCACCAGCAGUGACCAAGAGGACCACAGCACCAGCAGUGACCAAGAGGACCACAGCACCAGCAGUGACCAAGAGGACCACAGCACCAGCAGUAACCAAGAGGACAAGAGCCGCACACACCUAAGAGAACCGAAGAGGACUCUGGCCCCAAGAUCAUCCAAAGACUGCCUAACCCACUGCACGGUUCAACUCAAAUAUAGGAUUACUGAUCUGAACCCUACAACACGUAAAGUGAAAACGUAG